UAUGAUUCUCACAGUUAGAAUGGAAUGACUUAAGAGUUUCAGCAGUGUUAUGUGUCAGCCCACAGAGGUUGUCAGUGGAAGUCUGCUCCUCCCUUUUAUACAGACACCUCAACCAGAAAAGAAAGUAAAAGUUCCGAAGCAACAGCAGGGGCAGUCUGAAGUCUUUUCUCUUUUUAAAAAACUGUAGUCCCUUCAUCAACUGAGCAGGAAGGAUACCACUGAAAGUUAAAGGGUUCCUGAAAGGGCAAUGGUCCCAGCAAUUGUAGAAGGUUUCCUGGAGAACAGCUUGCUCUUUGAGCUCAAUGUGGACUAAAUACAAGCUCUGUUUCUUUGAUUCGCUUCUGUGCAAUCAUUAGACUUCAGUCUUUGACAGAUAAGGAAGAAUUAUCAGCAAGACCAUCGUGAGUUUGACCCAUGCAAAAUGUCAUUUUUUUCAAGUUGGUGCUUGAGAACAGGAAGAAAGCUAUUGACAGUGAACAUGUCUGUUGAAUUUUGAAGCACAUCUGCUGCGCACAUUUGAAACUCAGCAGGCGAGUCUACGCCCCCCCCCCCCCAAAGCAUCACUUUACACUUGAAUGUCUCUUCGUUGAUGUGAUGCAGCUCAGAUGCUACGAUUGGCCUGUCUCUAGGCCAAAUAGCCAAAGCGUAAGAAUGGCAACUGAUGCCUUGGCUGCAGAGAACUUUGCAUCAGCUUCCUGAGUGAAGAGAGCAACACUGACAGAUGACGAGAUCGUCAGACUAUUGUCGUUUUGGCUGACUUGAUAAUAGCAGCUUCAAUUUGACUGCUCAUUAUCAUUGCAAGCCUCAAAAGCUUUGUAAGAGCCAACCACUUAGAACUUGCAUCUGCAUUAACAACCUGAUUUGAUCCCAAAAAAGACUUCAAAAGGAUAUUCAGGUACUGACUGAGAAUGACACAGCUAGAAGCCUCAGUGCCAUCAAUUUAGUGUUUCAGCAGAACUGCAGCCAGAAAUUAUUAGUCAUAUUGUGAUAAGCAGUUGGAGGAAAAUUUUCCCCAGUUAUUCUGUGCGAUGGCAGCAACGUACAAGCUCGUUGUUAGCACUGUGAACUGUUAUAACAGUAUCAUAAUAGAUCAACAUCUCCAGCAUACUGUACACUACUGUAAUGGCUCCUGUCAAGCCUUUCUGAAUGCUGCUGGAAUCAAUUGCAAUGUGGUCCAUCAUGCCACCUGUUCAGAGCUGUUGACUCCUACAGUCCAGCCUUCAUCUAGCCUACGAUUUGCAGGAGCUCAGGACCUGACCCACAAGUUUUCAAGUGCUGAAAGCACGGCCACUCCUGCUGAAGCCACAGUGGACAGUCAUCAGCUCCUGCCUGGAACUAGCAGGGCCAAAAAGGGAAUGGCUACACAGUGUUUAUCGAGUCUCAAAGACAUCACUGGUGAUACCAUAAAUCUGGCAAGUGGAAAAAUCAAAGAGUUUGCAUUUGAAAAGGUGAAAUGUCCCACAAGUCAUGUGACCUUCAGGAAAGGAAGGAAAGUAAAACCAGAUAUGGCCAGCAGAAAAUCUACAGACUUUGAUGUAACUUACAACCAUAUUGGCAGCAAUGAGAAUUGCCCUCCUUUUAGUUUUGCACAGAAAACGACUGUUGAGGAAAAAGAGGCAAAUUUUAAUACAUUGCACAAACAAAAUAUCAGCAACGCCACACAGUUGUACUUCCAAAAUCUCUCAGAAAAUAACUUAAUUGCUAAGAUUUUAGAAAGACACAAACCGGACAGUUCUGACUCAGGAGAGGAUAUAAGGGUUUGCCUGGAUAUUCUGCUGAAGUGCUCUGAAGACCUGAAAAAAUGCACAGAGAUUAUUAAGCAAUGCAUUAAGAGCAAGUCCCUUAACAAUGAUAACAGUAAUGCCAGCAACAAUCCAGACCUAAUCUACAGAGAUGUAAUGGCAAGACUUUCUAGCUACCUGAAGAAGUUGCCUUUUGAACUUGAACAUGGGUUAUCUGGACGAGAUAAUCAGCAUGAUUUUGCUGAGUUGGUUAACAGCCUGAAUAGUUUGCAGCAAAUACCAUACCUUCCAUUUGGGAAUGAUCAACCACCCCGAUAUGAGGAUGUUGUCCAGUCUUCAUCCCUAUCUACCAAUCUACCUCCUUCUCCAGUAGUCCACGGAGCCACCAAUUGUAACAUGAAACCUAUUGAAAAUGUCCAUAGGCCUUCAUCUAAUGGUAAUCUUCAAAACAAUGGUACCCAACAAAAAAACUCAACUGCUGUAAAUCAAACUCAUGUUCUACCUCACAUAAUUCCACUAAAUCACACUGAUAGCUGUUCCGCUCAAGAUUCGUUUCUGCCCAGAAACAGUGGCAAUGUUCCUAAGAUGUCCAUGGAACCUCUUUAUAUUCAGGAGGAUUCCGAUGUUGUCAAAGUAUUGGUCCAAGAAUCAAGAGGGAAAGACUGUUUCAAUAUCGGAGUGUCCGGAAGUCUUGAGCCUCAACAGCAGCUCUCUCCUGCAGAUGCUUGUAGACGACCAGGAGAUGCAGGGUUUGCAGUUAGAGAUAACAUGGGAGAAAGUAAAUCCUGUGUCCGCGCAGCCUCUGACUUUCCCAAGUGUUCCAAUAAGGUCAAUCGAACCCCUGAAGUUAUUGAACCCUCCAAAGCUAAAACAGAAAAUGAUAAGUUAAUCCAACAAGAAGAUAUUGAAAAGUUACUGAUGGAUUUGGAAUUAUUUUCUCAAACAAUAGAAGCCAGGCAGAAAUGUGAUUCUUCUCAGAACAAUAACAUUGACUUGAAAGAUUAUAGUCAGCAAUCAGAACAAUUCAAUUUUUUGACCACUGAGUCUGGAAAUAAACACAGAGAAGAGUCACAGAACGACACUGCACUAUUACCUUCUCCCACUAAAGGAACCAAUGUAAAUACAAAUAAUAAAAGUGAAGCAGAUGAUGCUGCCCUGCUUUUGCGUAUCCUGGAAAGUAUAGAAGGUUUCGCUCAGGAGUUGGUAGAUCGUGGGAGUAAUAAAGGUACUUUGGCAAGAGAAAAAGAAGUAAUGCAGAUACUCCAAGAUACAUUAUCACAAGCUUCAGAAUCUUGCAAAAAGCACUCUCAACACUCAACACAGCCACUCGCAGCUAAAGACACAAGCUCAUACCUAUCAGUUCAACAAACACCAGAGGUGAUCAAGGUCCAAAGUAAUAAAGAAAAGAAACCUGGAACACCUCCUCCUACUGUAACAAACGUGACGCCCAGUCCUCAACCUUCAAGCAAAGUUGUUGUCAGCACUCCAGCAUCAGUAAACAUUCCACGUUUCUACUUUCCUAAGGGACUUCCAAGUGCUAACAGUAAUCACGAAGAGACCACUGCCAAGAUUGAAGCAGCCUUUGCUGAGUUAGAGGAUGAAAAAUGCGAUAUUUAUGAGAUGGGAAAAAUUGCAAAGGCAUGUGGAUGUCCUUUAUACUGGAAGGCCCCCAUGUUCAUUUCUGCUGGUGGAGAACGAACAGGAUUUGUCUCUGUGCACCCAUUUAUAGCCAUAUGGAGAAAAAUACUACAGAGCUGUCAUGAUGAUGCAUCUAAGUUUGUUUAUCUUCUUGCCAAACCAGGCUGUGACUACCUAGAACAGGAAGACUUCAUCCCACUUCUACAGGAUAUUGUGGAUACGCAUCCAGGGCUAACGUUUUUGAAGGAUGCACCUGAAUUCCAUUCAAGAUACAUUACCACGGUGAUACAGAGAAUAUUCUAUACAGUCAACAGAUCCUGGUCCGGCAAGAUAACUCUGACAGAACUAAGGAAGAGCAACUUCCUACAAACUCUUGCCCUCCUAGAGGAAGAGGAUGACAUAAACCAAAUUACGGACUACUUCUCUUAUGAGCAUUUCUAUGUUAUUUACUGUAAAUUCUGGGAACUAGACACUGACCAUGACCUCUUUGUUGACCAAAAGGAUUUGGCCAGACACAAUGACCAUGCCAUCUCUAAUAGAAUUAUUGAAAGGAUAUUCUCUGGAGCAGUCACAAGGGGAAACUGUGUUCAGAGAGAAGGUCGAAUGAGCUAUGCUGAUUUUGUAUGGUUUCUGCUUUCAGAAGAAGAUAAAAAGAAUCCUACAAGCAUGGAAUACUGGUUCCGGGCCAUGGAUAUUGAUGGGGAUGGGGUGCUCUCCAUGUAUGAACUAGAAUACUUCUACGAAGAGCAAUGUGAACGAAUGGAGGGAAUGGGUAUCGAGCCAUUGCCGUUCCACGAUCUCCUCUGUCAGAUGCUGGAUCUAGUAAAACCAGAGUGUGAAGGUAAAAUAACCAUGAGAGAUCUAAAGAGGUGCCGAAUGGCCCACAUUUUUUAUGACACCUGUUUCAACUUAGAAAAGUAUCUGGACCAUGAACAGAGAGAUCCAUUUGCUGUGCAGAAGGACAUUGACAGUGAUGGUCCAGAACCUUCAGACUGGGACAAAUAUGCAGCUGAAGAAUAUGAAAUUUUAGUUGCUGAGGAAUCUGCCAAUGAACAGUUACAGGAAGGCUCAUUUGAAGAGGAUUAUGAAUCAGACGAACUGUCCACUGCCCCAGAACUCAACAACAAGAUAGAUAAGCUUGUCAUUUCCGACCUUCCAACAUAAGUCAAGGCAUGCUUAGCUGCUGGACAGUCAGGGUGACCAGUACACACCAACUUUGAAGACUGACUGGCACCCAGUUGGGUGCGUAGUGUAAAGAAAUUGUUUAUAGUUUUUGUUGGUUUAUUUGUUUGUUGAAGAGAAUAUGCUAGAUUUUAUAUCAGAACAAAGUCAUGCUUACUGUGUGCAAUGGACUUUAUUCAAAAUGAAAAAAAUAUUUUCUGUGCAAUAUGUCUUAAAAUGCAGUGUUAUAUGUGGAUUUUAUUAGCUAUCAUCACUGCAUUUGACACUGUUUAGUUAUGGUUGUUCUUUGUUUCUCUUUUUUCAACCCUCUCUUUCAUAUUUCAGGAUUGCCAUCUUUGCAGGACAAGUCACCCUUUAAUCUGUCCCUUAUUAAGAAUUCCUUUCUUUCCUCUCAUUAGUAUUCUCAAGAUCUGAUUAUAUUUUGCUCUCAUUGACAGCAGGCAGUAAUUGUUGAAUAUAUAGGUUAUCUACACAGAUUGGCAAUACUACUAUUAACUAUGUAGACAUUUCAUGUAGAUCAUCAUCCCCGAUGCUUUCACUGGAAUAACAUUUGAUAUAAUGCAUUGUAUCUCAUAGAAUCAAACUGGCAUUGGUUAUAAGAUAAUAAACUUAAAGGAGCAGCCUGCUUUCAAUUUCCCUUUCAAAUGUUUACAAGUUUAAUGGAGCUUCAACAAAGUGAGAAUUGCUGUUUUCUUGCAAGAGCUACACUGUCAUGGUGACCAGUACAAAACGACUUGUACGGCCAACUGCCUUGCUGUUAGUUCUGAUCUGUUUUUCAAGUAAUCACUGAGCCUUUAUCAUGGUCCCUGUUCUGGCUCCUUCUAACAUCCAUUCUAAUAUUCGCGUACUAUUGAGCCGUGGAGUUUAAAUAUUUAUUGCACUCCCAAUUUCUGAUACUGCAAUGGUCCAUUUGUUCAAAGGUGGUUUCAUGUGGUUUUGAAUGCAGAUAAAAGAUUCAAUGUCCAAGGAAUUUCUUUCUUCAAACCAUGCAAUAAUCAUUUUAUAGCCAAACUGGUGCCUCCUGUUUGAAUAUUAACAGCAGUUUGUAAAGAAAGCAGAUGCUAAUAAGAAAUAGGUAACAGGGUGAAGAGUAUGGAAAAUUUGAGUCAGUUAAACACAGAGCAUAUGUUUUUUGAUGUAGCCUACUUUUAUUUUGAUUUUUUAUGUUGUGUACCAAGCUUCUUUGCAGAUUUAAUUGAAAUGUUGCAUGUCUAGUCAUUUCUUUUUCACUCAUCCAGUUUUUAGUUGUAUGUGAUAUAUUCCCUGUCUAUUUCAAUCCACUGAGUACCAAGCUUUCUGAAUUUGCAAUUUUAAUGCACUCCAGUUGUCUCUGCUAUGGAGAUCAGUUAUUUCAUGAUCUGGUUCAAAUUGAUCAUAGCUCCCUGCUAUUUCAUAAUUUCUUGACUCUAGUGGGAAUUAUUAUCACUGCAGAGGAGAUAAAAUGUUAACUACAGCCCAUGAUAUUCUGCAGCAUGGGCCAGCUACCUGUUUCAUAAAUGACAAGUAGGAACUUGAUAUCACUGUCAUAAUUGAGAAAAUUAAAUAAAACAGUAAAUUAAGGCAAAAUUAAGGGCUGCCCCCAACACAUCCUGAGGUUGUAUAUGUUGUUAACACAGUGUAUUUCACCAUAUGCUUUGAUGUACUUGUGAUAGAUAAAUAAAUCUGAAUCCAGGACACACAACAUGUGGAGAGAGGAAUAGAGUUAGGGUUUCAGGCUAAAGACAUUUCAGUUUUAAUGAGUUUUCUUUCAGCUGUCCAGCAGGUACAAGAUUCUGGGUUUGGUUGCAAACUGAUGUUUUAACAAUAUAAAGUCAAGCAAUACCUAAUUGUUAAACAUAAUAAUUUUAGCAAGAUAGUUUUGAGGGUGACAAAUUAACAUGAAUGGAAACAAUGAUUUGUUUAUUUUUUUAUUUACAUUUUAUUUUCUCAAAUAUCUUCUCAGCCAUUAUUAUUUUCGUGGUUUUUGAUACCUUCAAUAAAAGGAGAGAACUGAAAAUGCUGUGAGUAAAUGGAAGAUCUGUCAGAAUAUGCAGAAAGAAAGGAAUGGUUAAUAACUUGAUAUACAGUGGAUUCCAGUUAAUUACAUACAGCAGGACAGAUAUGUUUUGGCACAAUUAAAUGGCUGCCCUAAUUAUCUGAAGUUUCAUGUAAAUACUUUAAAAAGUAUAAACAAACAACUAUUUGAGUAAUAAAUUAUGUAUUUAAAUGAAAUGCAGAACAAAUUAGAACACUACCAAAACUACUACAGUACUUUAAACCUGUAUAUUAAUUCAUAAUGUUUACUGAUGAAGGAAUUCAGCGAGUGUACACCAAUGUAUUCUUUUGAACAAAAUCUGCACAGAUACCUAGUGCAGAUAAUAGACUUUCUUCAUUGCCUUCCUGCAUGAAGUGAUGUAAAUAAACAACAAAUUCCCUGGCAUCCUGUGUAGUUACUAGCUCAGGUUCAGUUGUGUCAUUUCAUCAGUUGUCUUCAUGUUCCCCGCCCCCACCCACCUUAAUGUUGUGAUACAACGCUUUUGACCAUUACGUCCCCCAAAUCUUCAUUUUCAUUGUAACACUCAUGAUGAUUGUCGAUACUUUCAAUUUCUGUGUAGUUGCUAACUUUUUCAAGUAAUGAAAUCAUUUCAUUUUUACUCCCACCCGUUUCCAGCAGCUGAGUCUGAAUGAUUGAAACAGCAGUAAGCAAAACAAUUCUUAAUUGUCUUACUGCUUAUUUCUCUCCAAAUGUCACUGAUAAACUAUGCUGCCUGAAAAAGGGUAUCCCCUACACUCACUUCCUUAGCCAUUGAAGAAGAUGUCAUUAGAUUAUCUUCGUUUGCUUUGAGAAUGUGGUUCAGCAACCUUCCAUGAUACAUCUUUAAUUUUUUUUUAUCAUUUCCAUAUCCAGGUGUUGGCAGGUAGGAAAUCCUGCUGGAUGUUUCUCAAAUAUUCUGCAUUAGGACGUGCUGCACAACUGUCAACAAGCGGAAGAAUUUUGCUUGGUUUCUGCUGUAGCCCCAAAUCCCAACUCAUCAGCCAUUUUCUGAAAAGUUUGGAAGUCACUCGCGCGUUUUUAUGAGCAUAGUACUCCAUUGGUAAACUCCAUUCUCAAGCCCUUAAACAAAGGUUAAACAUAGUUUGCAAUCUGUUGCUUUCUUUGAACCUGAUAGUGUUACCAGUCUGUAGCAAAGAGAACCAUCCAACAUGGCACAAUUUUUUUUAAAAGGCCUGCUUCAUUGGUAUUGUAGAUGUUAUCUGCACAUUUUUGAAGCAAGUUGGGGAGAUUUGUAGAAUUCUAUGUUUCUGCACUUACAGCAUCAGCACUACCUGUUUUGCUCUGUGCUUUCUUGAAUUUAUUGUGUUCCUUUCACUUCCAUCGGGACAGCCAGCCAUCUGUUGUGUUAAAAUCUUCCUGCCCCAGCUUCUUAGCUAGCUCCUCUGACUUGUUUUUUGACCUUGGUCCACUGCAUCCAGUUACUGGUGACUGAGAGCCACUUCAACAUCUGGAUCUUUACCUUCAUGCUUUCAUUUUUGGGAUGUUUCUUGUUCUCUCUUGCGUAAUACCCAUUCUUCUCACAGUUUAUCUUACUGCUGUAUCAAGCAUGCAGUUGCAGAUUUUGGCACUGCAGUUAUCUCUCCCAAUUGAUGAUGAUUGGUGUCAGGCAGAUGGCUUUUAAUUUGGUCUAUUAGGAUAAUUUUUUUAGCUAGUGUCAAAUCUUUUCAUCUUGGUAAGGAUAUCAAUUUUUUUUUAAGUCAAGGGAAAAAAAAAAAGCAAAAAUUACUGCUUUUUGAAUCAGUGUCUGUUGGCCCAAAUGGAAAACAUAACACAAGCACAUGCAACUGACCCAGCUGUUCGCUAUGAGCAAGUGUCUAACGGCCACACAAGUGAGCGUUACUGAUCAUCUCCUGCCCCAAUUAAGUGGCAUAGUGAAGAAUAAAGAGAAUCCUGGCUAUUUUCUCUGUUUAUUUUUGUUCCUUAAGAGUUGUUCCAAAUAAGCAGCUGCCCCAAUUAAUCGAUGGCUUACUUGACCAGAAUCCAUUGUAUUUCAUUUAUUAUUUGAACGUUUUCGGUGUUUUUAUUUCAAAUAUAAAGCUAUUGAGCAGCUUUCCUGCAAAUCAAUAUAUCUAUUUAUUUAUACUUGAGUGAACCUUCCUCACACCACCCUUCAUCUCCACCCGAGUAAACCCUUUCAUUUUCUGCAAUUUUGUGGCUUAUUUAUACGUGCUGUUUACCAACCCUGACAAAAAAUUGUCUUUCUGAUUGUCGCCAUCUGUCUUCCACAGUUUGUUUUGAACAAGUACAAUAUAAUCAUAUUUACAAUUUAUUAAUGGAUAUGAGGUACACGUGGUUUCUAUAAAUGUGACCAAGCUGCAAGUCUGAAUGAUAUCACUCCCUUGGCUGCUAUUUAUUACUCCUCCCUCAUUACGCCUAGACUGGUGUGCAGUUAGUCCUUGAAGGGCUUGGAAUCAGUCCGAGGACAGACACUUCCCUGAAGAACAUUGGUGAAUGAGGAUUUUUUACAACAGUCAUUUUGUGGUCAGCCUUAGUGAUAAUCUUUUCAUUUCAGAUAUAAUUAAGUAAUUUAAAUUCACUCAGUGCCAGAAUGAACUUUAAACACAAACUCUGGGUCAGUGAUAUAGGCUUUUAGAUUCUACUACACUAAUUGAAUUACUAUACUGUCAUAACCUUGAGUAACUAUUUAUCUCUAUUGAUGUUUAAAACACUUUCCCUCAUCGUUACAUGAGCAAACUUCAGAAAUUGAUUUAAAUAUGGCAAUUAGCAUAAUAUUACAUAACUAUAAUACAUUUUUAGAAUUAACGGUGGAACAAUGCACUCCCUUUUUAAUCAAAAAUACUUUAGUUGAGAAUUAUUAUUUUUAGCCUCUGCAGUUGAAAUUCUAGAACUGCAGUAAUGCCUUUAAAUGGAAAUUGAGCUUCCUUUACUAGCAAGCGAAAUAGAACAAGCUUUGAUGUAGACUUAACACCAAUUUAACUACAGACCACUGACGUUAAUUUAUUGCCUGUCUAUCUUUCCAUUGAAGUAUUAACAUAGUCGUGGAGAAAAUUAUAGAUUAAGCACUAAAAUCUAAUCGCAAAUGGAACUUUUUGAGAGGUACUUUUUUUUGUUGUUUAAGCAAAAAAGCAUGCUGUAAUCAAUACUUAAUUCAUUUUAGUAGAGGGUCUGGCUUGUCUCUUCCAGGUUCUUUUGUUUUAAUCAAUGGAAUGGGAUGUGUUUUCUACAUCUGGUAUAUAUAAGAACAAACUUGUGUUGGAAAGAUCUAAUCUCUGUUGAAACCAACUGGCAAACAGAUUAUCAUAAAAUUCCACACAGGUCAUUAUUUCAGGAAUUUAACCCAGUGAGAGUUAAUUGAGAAGUUGCUUUGAGCCAAGCUCACAUCAUCUCUCAGGUUAAAUUUUAACCUAGAAUGCAUAAAUAAGGUUCCCUAGGAAUUAGAUUUAGUUGUUUGUUCUGUACACACAGAAAAUAAGUAAGAAACGGUUUGUUAUUUAAAUAGAAAUAUAAAAUUUUUUGAAGUGGUUUUAUUGGAAAGUGCAGAUAGAGUUCAGUUAUUCUAUAUUUGAUGCAAAUUAUUGACAAUAGAUGGAAACUGUAAAUCCACUAGGGUUGUGUAAGGAGGAGUAAGGUUGUGUAAGUAGAUCACAAAACAUUUCAACAUUUGGUGAAUUGCACUUCUUACUAAGUUGUUCUAUUUACUGGUACGCACUUCAAUUUUACUCAAUUUUAGUUUUAUACAACUAUUUCACUAAUAUUUCAAUUCCAAUUUUUCCAGCUAGAUAUUAAUAUAAGAAUUUUACAUGGGUGUGUAUAUGCAUUGCAUGUUUUACAAAUCCAAAAAAAAUUUUUCAAUUUUCAUGUUACCAUUUAGUAAAAUGUUCAAGUAAGAAAAUAUUGAUUAGAUUAAUUGCCAAUCAAAUGCUACUUCGCAGUAGCAUGAGCAAAUACUUUAAUUAUUUUCUAAUAUGCUUUGGAAAAUAUACAAUCAAAGGGAUUUCAAUUUCUGGACACGAGGACUUUUGGUGGCAUUUUCCAUGGCUGUUCUACUCUUGCAUGGAAUAGCAUGAAAGUACAGUAUACUGGAAGCUUUUGUUUACAGAGGCUAUGCUGGUUGCUACUUUGUGACUGAAGUCAGGGCUCAUUGUGGGAUUCCUGAUUCUGGUUCGCUGGUCGGCGAUUAUAGCACCUUUGAAUAGGAUGUUUGCUCAGGAGAGGUAAACAUCAUGAGAACACAGCUGAUGGUCAGUGGAAGACAGGGCACUAUGCUCUUUGUUACUCUAGAUUCUCUUGUCCAUCUUCAAACAUAUGGAUAAAAAUAACCAUGAAAGUGAAAUUUAAUCAUCUUCAUCAUAACAUAUAGUAUCAAAUGAGUAUAGUGUACUCAAAAUUAUACAUUUGAACAUGUGUUCGGGAAUUGUAUUUGUGAUUCUGAGGUGGUGAAAGAAUUUGAUAUCCUGGCUGAGGAUCUUCUUUUAACUGAACUACUUCAUUCCACUAAAUGAGCAUUAUAACACAUGGACUGGAUAAUGCUUCAACCAAAACAAGUGGCAGGAAAUUCAGAGAACAGCAGUAAGUGUUCAUACUGGACUACUUCAGGCUCUGUGCUUUUAAUUAUAUCUAAAGAAUUAUGAAUUUGUGAGUUACAACAUUAACAAUUAAGUGUUUGGAAAUAUUCCUAGCAAUAACAACAGGAGAGGUAAAUUAUUUCUCUUGCUUCAAAUGGGUUAGUAGCUACAGUACAAACUCUUAAUGAAAUGGUAAUGCUGGUCACAGUGGUAUGUGAAGUGGAAGAAUGUAUAUUUCCAUACAGGGAUUGGUGUUAGGAUAACAGAAACAACCAUUGUGUAUUUUGGCCACAGAGUAAUAACAGUGGGAAGUCUUUUAUUUUCCAGCACACAGGAGGCUUUUGUUCAGAAACCAAAAACCUGUUUUUUAAAAAAAUAAACAAUAUUGUCACUUUAAAUUGUAGCAUGAAUACAAAACUACUGUUUUGAAAUUGUGGUAUACCAUUGGCUUAGUACAGUACAAAAGCAAUGUUUGACAAGUAAUAAUACUUUCUCCAUGUGCUACUAGUAACAAAGUAUUAAAAGUAAUUUACAAUGUUGCUGAUUUAAGCAGACAAAAGAAAUCUCAUAAAUAACUGAUUACUCAACCAUAAUUAUCUUUCAUGACAAAUUGUUGGACUCUUAAGAAUUAUUUGAUAUUUUAAUUGUUUGCUUAUUUUGGAGUUCAGCAGAACUAUGAUUCCCAACAUUUUAAGAUAAGAUGGAUGACUGGACAAAAAGUAUAAUUUGUUUUCUUUCAUCUAGAAUAUAGGACAAAUUGUUUGAUUGUACUUUGUUCUAGUCUCACUUAUAUAAAGACUUUGUCUACUUAAAAUGAAUUGAAAGCAGUAUGGAAACUUUAAAUUAUCUUAAGACCAUUUAAUUUGGGUCUUCAGCCGUACCACUCAUUUAUUAAAUUCAGUGGAUUCCAGUUAAUUAGGACACAUUGGGACCAGUACAUUUUGGCCCAAUUAAGCAGCAGCUCCAAUUAGCCGAAGUUUCAUGGAAAUAGUUAAAAAGAUAUAAAAAGACAAACUACCAUUUAACUGAGUAACAAAUAAUAUAUUUACAUGAAAUGCAGGACAAAUUAGAACACUACCUAACUACUACAGUGCUAAAAACCUGUUUUAGUUUGUAUUGGUUACUGACGGAGAAAUUCAAUGAGCGUACGCUGGUGUAUUCUUUUGAUUGAUUGUAAAUUAGCACAGUGCAGAUCUAACAUCUAGUGUAGAUGUUCUACCUUCAUACAGUGCUUUUGAAGAAUGCAUCUUCCAAAUCUUCAUUUUCAUUGUAACAAUCAAGAUGAUUGCCAAUACCUUCAAAAUCUGAAGUUAGUUCCUAACUUUUGGAAGUAGUGAAACUUUAAUUUUGACUCCUGUCUGUUUCUGGCAUCUCCAAGCUUGAAUGCUUGAAACCACAAUGAGCAAAGCAGUUCUGAAUUGUCUAACUGCUUAUUUCUAUCAAUUACAAAAAUUACUGUUUUUUGAACACAAAAGCAUGCAACUGAUGCUAUUUAAAAACUUUGCUCUAUAGUGUCUGAUGGCCACACAAGUGCAUGUGAGUGACACUAGUUAGAAACUGUUCGGCAGCAGUCUCCUGUCCCAAUUUAGCAGCAUAGUGUCCCAAGUAGACAAAGGGAAUCCCAGCUAUUUUCUCAAUUAGUUUUUCUUGUUCUGUAAGAGUUGUCCCAAAUAAGCAGCUCCCCCACUUAACUGAUGGCCCAAUUAACCAGAAUCUACUGUAUUCAGAAAUGUGUUAAUUGUUUUUCCUUAAAUUUUCACCAUAGUGUUUGAGAAUUAAGCAUACAAUAUCACAGAUAGCAUGUACAGAUGUUUCUGUGGAGUGAAUUUAAAAAACAGAUGUUUUGUGCAUUUAAAAUUAACAAUGUAAAAUUUCACUUUUUGGUUCUUAGCUCUAGGCAGGUGGAAUACCAAACAGCCUAAGCAUAUAAGAACACAAACAUUUUCAGUGUACUAGUAUUUCAUGUGUCCUGAUGAUUGUAUAUUGUAACUUUGGGUGGUGAUCUUGGAUAAAUACUAAAUAUUAAGCAGGUAUACUGGUAUGUCAUGUGCCAUUAUCAAAGUCAUUACCAAUGAAGCCUUAUCCUUUGAACUCCACAUAACAUUGAACUUGUUCCUUACUGCCCUGGGUUUAGUUAAACCUCCUCCAUUCAACAAAGCCAGAAGCGGCAAAUGUAGUAUUUUCCCAAAAGAACAAAAGGCAGAUAACAAAGGAAAGUAUGUUCCUUUGAUAACCAACUAUGUAGCAUGUUGAUUUGGCAAUGUGCUUGGAUUGUGCUUUGGAUUAUAAUUUAUAAUAUUUUGAUUGCAUUAUCACAGUUAAUAUUAUGGUAUUAUACAGAUUAGCUAGCAUAAGCCUACAUCCUAGAAAUUUUUAAUUUGUCACAAAUCUUGCGGAUGUUUAUUUUCCUUAUGUGCAAUGAAAACUCCAAGUUAUUUUGUUUGCAAAAGCAAAUAGAUUUUAUAGUUUCAUAAGCUGCAUGCUUUUAUUAAAUCAUGAGCAGGAUACAAAUCAUUUAGGACCUUAAUCUGGAGGGAAGCUACAAAGCCAAACAUGAAAUGUGUCAAUAUUCAUUUUAUUUUUAAGUUAAAGGAGGACCCCCCCCCCCAAACCUUCCCAUAUAACCCUUACUUGCUUACUGCCAUUAAUUUAUACCAUUAACCAGAUUAGACUAAUUUUCAGCAGAGGUAUGCAAAAUAAUCACAACCAAAGUUGGUCAAUGUGUUGGGUCCACAAAAACAUGGACCUCUUGCCAGCCAAUUCUGCAUUUCCCUUUCAACACAGUGCUUGUGAGAAACAAUUAAAUUAAUUAGAAAGCUUACAUCUGUACUUCCUGUUUGUGAAACUCAUUAAAAUAUACAAAGACUAUAUUCUGCAACUGCCAUUUACUUGUUAACAUUUUGUUUUGAAAAUGUGCCUUAUUUAUAACCUUAAUGUUUUAGAGAAUUAAAGUAUACACACAUAGGAGACGUGUUAUUUCUGUAAGUAUUGUAAUAUAAAGACUAUAAGCCAAAAUGUCUGACAUUUGUUUGUUCAUUCAGCGUGGUUUGCAAAUAUAGGAACCUCAGCAGUAGAAUCUUUGUAAAUUUAUAAACUACCUUACAGGGUUUUCUUUUUAUAUAUGUUAAAAAGCAAUGGAAAGUGACUGAGAUUGAGAUUAAAUAUUCAAAUUAUUCUUUGAACUGGACAGAUUUGUAUAUUAAGUGAGAAGCUCCACCAUAGUUAAGUAACACUUUCCAGUGUUAUUUAUAGGUAAGAGGGCCUUUUUUUAAUUAUUGUUAAAAUAUGCAUUAUUCAGAUGUAACACAGUCUGUCCAAAAUGACUAACUUGAUGAAAAGUUGACAUUUCUUUUUCACAGUAAUUCUUGCUCUAUGCAAAAUCAAUGGCGCCAUCUCUGAAAAGUGUGAUCUACUGUAAACAACUCAAACUGCGCAAGUUUUUAUUGUAAUUAUUAAUGGUUUUAAAACAUGGAAAUGUUUUAAAAUAAAACAUAUGCUGGUUUUGGUUGCUGAAAAUAAUCAUUGGUGUGAAACAAGCUGUUUAUUUGUGUUAGCAUGGCUUUGCAUACACUUUUUGAAAUUAAAUAAAGAAAUUUUAAAGAGGU
Hypanus sabinus (Atlantic stingray) is the source of this 14728-nucleotide messenger RNA. RefSeq names its product protein phosphatase 2, regulatory subunit B'', alpha (gene ppp2r3a). Gene Ontology annotation, cellular component: protein phosphatase type 2A complex. The record is from RefSeq and is a predicted model, not a curated record. Gene Ontology annotation, molecular function: calcium ion binding; protein phosphatase regulator activity. Lineage: Eukaryota; Metazoa; Chordata; Chondrichthyes; Myliobatiformes; Dasyatidae. The transcript has 16 exons. Gene Ontology annotation, biological process: protein dephosphorylation. The coding region runs from base 1029 to 4544 and encodes 1171 amino acids.